GUUUAGUAGCGGGCAGGAUUAUCUGUUUCCUGUUUUUGGUGUUUCACUAAAACGUGUCCGGCCUAGCUGGAGUUUCUCCUCUGUGUCACUUUCAAACCUUCACCAUGUCUGGACGCGUGCUCGUUGGGGUGAAGCGCGUUAUAGAUUAUGCAGUCAAGAUCCGCGUGAAGCCAGACAACAGCGGUGUGGUGACAGAUGGCGUGAAGCACUCGAUGAACCCUUUCUGUGAAAUUGCUGUGGAGGAGGCAGUGAAGCUGAAGGAGAAGAAACUGGUGAAGGAGGUGGUUGCUGUCAGCUGUGGACCACAGCAGGUUCAGGAGACGAUCCGUACGGCUCUGGCCAUGGGAGCAGACCGGGGCAUCCAUGUGGAGGUCAGUGGCAAAGACUACGAGAGCCUGGGCCCUUUGCAGGUCUCUAAGAUCAUGGCCGCUUUAGCCAAGAAGGAGGAGGCUCAGCUACUUAUUCUGGGAAAGCAGGCCAUUGAUGACGACUGUAAUCAGACUGGACAGAUGACAGCAGCCUUACUGGAUUGGCCUCAGGGCACUUUUGCAUCAGAGGUGACAGUGGAAGGAGAGAAGCUGAAGGUGGUGAGGGAGAUCGACGGUGGACUGGAAACCAUAAAAAUCAACUUACCUGCGGUGCUGACGGCCGACCUCAGACUCAACACACCCAGAUAUGCCACACUGCCCAACAUCAUGAAAGCCAAGAAGAAGAAGAUCACUCAGGUGAAGCCCUCAGAUCUGGGAGUGGACCUGACGUCACGUCUGCAGGUGCUGAGAGUGGACGAGCCUCCACAGAGGCAGGCCGGCGUGAAGGUGGAGACGGUGGACGACCUGGUGUCCAAACUGAGGGAGUGUGGCAGGAUAUAGAGGGGGCAGUGACCACUGGCUCCAACAGCAGAGGGAGGGUGAGGAUUAACUCUGCUCUGGAUCCACUCAUAGGAGACCCCCACACCGCAACUGUCUGUAUUUCUCUACAGGACCUGGACUGAUGACUGACGACCAAGACUACUGCAGCUUCAGCGCCAUCUGCUGCUCCCUCCUGGCUCUUUAACAGAACACUUUUAGAUUUAAACGUGUGCUUGUCUGAGGUUCUGAUACAGAGUCCUCGGCUGGUUUUGGUGCCAGUGUUCACUCAGGUUGAAUGGCAUUACUUGUCAGACACACUUGGACUGUUUUAGACCUGGACUGACCGCAGUCAUGUGACCAGGUGACUGAGGUCCGGACCAACUCCAUGUCUGAAUGUUGUCUGUCUUUAUCGCCUGUUUGUGUCUGUGACUUUAACAACAGUAAUGUUUCUAAACCACUCGCUGUCCAACACCAAGUCCAGUGACUCUAGCUCACAGAGACUCAUUGGCUGUUGGUCCACUGCUGCCUCCUCUGGUCAGUUUGUGUCACUGAGGUCAAGCUGAAAAAGAAAAAAAACUCAAACAUUAAAUUAAACAAACUUAGUUUGAGUUGGAGGCAGCAGUGGACCAACAGCUAGACUUGAUUUCAUCAGAUCAGUUUUCACUGAUAAUGCUAACAGUAGUUCUGCACACAAACACAUGUUCAAAACCCUAAACUGUUCCUUUAUGUGACUCAUGUUUGUCCCAUCGAGGUUAGAACCAAUCAUUGAUCUAUGAAAAUCAGAAUUUUCUUCUUUUUUAUCACUGCAGCCGUUUGUACCUGAAAAACUGACAGAGCUGACGUUUGUAGAGAUGAAGAUGAUGAUGAUGAUGAUUACCAUUACCUCUUUACACAUGUUGGUGGCGCUGCAGUUGCACGGACAGCGUGUCAGUAUCGAGCAGCCACCGUGAUGACUGCUCUGAAAUGUGAUCAUCAGUUCCUUACUUUUCUGCUGACUGUACAGAUACUUAUCAGAAAUAAACAACACUCUUCACUG
Cynoglossus semilaevis (tongue sole) is the source of this 1884-nucleotide messenger RNA. It is a transcript of the gene etfb, whose product is annotated as electron transfer flavoprotein subunit beta. Bases 105 to 869 code for a protein of 254 amino acids. Gene Ontology annotation, cellular component: mitochondrion. Lineage: Eukaryota; Metazoa; Chordata; Actinopteri; Pleuronectiformes; Cynoglossidae. Gene Ontology annotation, molecular function: electron transfer activity. Gene Ontology annotation, biological process: amino acid catabolic process; fatty acid beta-oxidation using acyl-CoA dehydrogenase. The record is from RefSeq and is a predicted model, not a curated record. The transcript is spliced from 6 exons.